Messenger RNA from Aspergillus pseudoviridinutans, 2289 nucleotides. RefSeq lists its product as uncharacterized. NCBI's taxonomy places the organism in Eukaryota, Fungi, Ascomycota, Eurotiomycetes, Eurotiales, Aspergillaceae. Bases 1 to 2289 code for a protein of 762 amino acids. The transcript has 2 exons. The record is from RefSeq and is a predicted model, not a curated record.
AUGACCAGCCUCACAAUUGCAGAGGUCUCCGGCUUGAUCGCCGCGGGCGUGUUCAUCCUGCAAUUACUUUUCCCACUGUCUCUGCCGCUUAUCCUUAUCGCUUUCUUGUCUGACGAGAACUCGAUCAUCAGCUGGAACGUGCUCGCCCGCUUUCUCCACUCGACCCUAUGGCCCAGCAUUCUCGGCUCCAGCACGGCCGCCGCAUCCGGGGUGCAAAAGAGGCUGACUAUCACCGGGCACGCGCAGACGAUCAUCUUGGGGAUCGUCUCCAUCGCCUCGAUUGUUACUCCACUGGGCCUGUAUGACUCUAUCGAGCUAGGAGGGUCGCCAACACCCCAACCAUUCGCCUACAUCAAAGACACGUCCCCGUUCAGUUACGGAACGCCCGCUCGCAGCGAUGCCCCGUUCACGCGCAAAUGCGGCCUGGACCAGGCUUGUCCGGGGACGAGCCUGAAUAAGACGUGUCACCAGCAGGGCCUGCUGGAGAAUUGUACCGUCGUCUAUGAUAGUCUUGUCCCGAAGCAUUUGCAAGAUGUAUUCCGCGAUGGCGCGAGCGCGUUCGGGCCUUCGGUCGCGAGUAUUUUCGACAUGCAGUACCGGACCUUUAUAAAUGGGACGGACCCGUACAGUGUGCUGGGAUGGUAUGCGAAGCCGUCAUAUCGCUCGCUGCAGGUUCUGAUUUUGGAUGAGAAGGUCGAGGCAGUGGAGGGUUUGAUUGUUGAUAUGGUGGACGGGGGGAUAGGAUUCAGGAAUCAUACCGCUCCGGCCAAGGCGCUCAAGUAUGGGUCCACCUGGAAUGAGGAUAUCCUGUUCAUCCGACCGGAGACGCAGUGUGUGCCGUUGAACUUUUCGAUUGAUUUCCAGCUGCCGUCGGACCUCGAGACGAACUUGGAUGUUGUUGAUCUGAUGUUGAGAGAUCACGGGGGACUGUCGAGACUGCCGCAACCUCGCCUGCCGAUGAGUGUUCCUGUCAACGGGCAGGAGUUUGAUUUGUGGCAGAGAGCGUGGAAUGCGGCGUGGUAUAACAACUUUCUAACCCUGGCGUAUUUGAACGCGACGGAUCCGGAUCCUACGAACAUCACCCGUCUGGACGUGACGCCAGGACAGACUUUCAAGCUGGAGUAUGCGAACUUUACCCUUGGAGACCGCAGCAUCAGGAGUACAGUCAGUCUGGGAGAGUAUCUCAAUCUCCGCAUCAGCAACUCUACCGCCAAUCCUCAUGGAAUCGCCGAGAAAGACUUCGACUUAGCUACAACCAUCUGCGGCGGCACAACCUCCUCCAGCCCAUCCACCAUCAACAGCGCCCUCAUCGGCUGCGGCCUCGUCUACGGCGCCGCUAACCGCACCGACGGCGGCUCUCCGCUACGAACAGACCCAAACUCCCCCUGGAGCAUUCCGCUCUACAUCUGCGCCAGCGCCGUCAAAGCUAGCCUCAAAACAGUCUCCUUCAAGUACAACGGCACCGGCCUCGACGCACUCUCCAUCACCUCGCUGUCCGAAAAGACGUACCCCUCUCCCCCGCUCUGGGCCGUUGAAGACCUCCCCGAUCGAAUGAUCUCAGAAGUCCAGCCGCUUUGGGGCAUCCUCCCCGCAAACACAACAUCAACAGUCAACCUGUCUACAAUCGCAGGCCCUUCUCUCUAUCUGCCUGGCUACAUCGACACCGUCCCCCACUUUUCGCCCGUCCCCGUAUCCACAGGCCAGAACCUCCCAGGCGUAGACUUCUACACGCCAGCACUCUACCGCGCACUCAGCAUCAGCAGUCCAGCAGGCCAACCCUACGCAGAUUACUCCGGCUGGACGAGUCUCGCCCUCUACGCCAAGUGGCAGACACUCUCGACGACUCCUACAGGCGUAGCGAAGAUCAUCGAUCUUGUCUGGACGGAUUUCGCGGCUAACGCCAUGGUGGGGACUAAGGCUGCUGCGGAGCAAAAUCAGGUGAUGCUGGUUACGGUGUUUGAGAGGCGGAUACGGUAUAGGCUUCCCUAUGCGGUUCCGGGCAUUGUGGUGCUGGCUGUUGCGUUGGGGAUUGUGGGGUGGAUGGUUGUGUUGGGGUGUAUGCGGCGGACUGGGAUUAGUCGGUUGAAAGGGUUUUUGGAGAAGACGGCUGUGGGGAGGGUGCUGGGUUUGGUGUUUUUAGGGGAGGAGGGGGAGAUGGGCAAAGACUGGGUGGAGAAGGUGGGUGGGAGGAUGGUAACGAUUACUGAACGAAAGAUUACGGUUGAGCCAGGCUUACUGAGUGCGGAGACGAAGAGCGAUGGACACGGAAAUGAUAGUGCAGAAGGCUAA